This is a messenger RNA of Camellia sinensis, 1063 nucleotides long. Lineage: Eukaryota; Viridiplantae; Streptophyta; Magnoliopsida; Ericales; Theaceae. The record is from RefSeq and is a predicted model, not a curated record.
UAAAUCCUUCAAUUUUUGGAAACUCAAAACGUGAUUUUUCCUUCUUAGUACUUUAGUAGUUUUCUUUAAUUUAGAAUUUUGACAUUUAUGCAACUUUUUAUGUACUCAAACGACAUUAUAUUGGUUGAGAAUUCAAUCCAAUUCAAUCUAAUCCAUGCCAAAAAAAUUGAACAAGAUUUUAUAUUGGGAUGAUUUAAAUAACAAAUUGUUGAUAUGUAUUUGUUGCAAGUGCAGUCAGGAGGGCCCGAGUAUGAUGUCCCAUUGGGAAGGCGAGAUGGCCUCACUUUCGCAACGAGGAAUGCGACAUUGGACAACCUCCCGGCACCAACAAAUAAUGCCAGCGUCAUCCUUACCUCCCUCGCUAGGAAGAAGUUUGAUGCCACUGACGUCGUGGCCCUCUCCGGUGGCCAUACCAUUGGCCUCGGCCACUGCACUUCCUUCGAAAAUAGGCUCUACCCAACUCAAGACCCAACCAUGGAAACAGACUUUGCAAGUGACCUCAAAGUCAUAUGCCCAACGACAAACUCAACCAACACAACUGUGCUAGAUAUCAGGACCCCUAACCAAUUUGACAACAAGUACUAUGUCGAUCUCGUGCACCGGCAAGGCCUCUUCACCUCCGACCAAGACUUGUACACCGAUGAUAGGACUCACGACAUUGUUGAGAGCUUUGCUAAUGAUCAGAAUCUGUUUUUUGAAAAAUUCGUGUCCGCGAUGAUAAAGAUGGGCCAGUUGAGUGUGUUGACGGGUGGGAAAGGAGAGAUUCGCGCGAAUUGCUCAGUGAGGAAUUCGGAUAAUUUGGACUUGGUAUCUGUGGUUGAAGAGGAUUUGGAGACCGCGGCAGAGUUACGGUAAAACUAUAUAUCUAGAAAUAUUAUCCAGAAUUUUACUUGAUGUUUCUUGAUAAAAGUGUGGGUAAAAACUCUGAAUAUGUUGUUAUGUUUUUGUUGACUUAUUUUUGUCUUGUGUAGCUUGUUUUGUUUAGUACAAGAACUCUCUAAAUAAAUAGUUGGUCAUGUUGUAUAUGUGCUAAUUUGGUGUAAUGAUUACUAAGUGUUUGUCA